GCAGCAGAAAUGUGGGGCUCUCUCUCUUUCUCUGCUACAAGAGAGAGAGAUCUGCUAAAGCAUUUCAGCUCAGUCAGUCCGAAAAGACGUUUCUAUAAAUUCUCUCAUCGAUGGGAAACUGCAAUGGCUGUCUACAGUCACGCAAAAGCGGUUACAGAGUUGAUAACGGAGUUAUCCUUAAUGAUGCAAAAACCCUAACCGAUAAGCAUAAAGGCCAAGAUCAAAGAGUGGAAGAAGCUAAAUCUAAAAUGGAUUCUCCAUCUCUGCCUUAUGCGAACGUCGAUUCUUCUCUCCGAGCUCUCGCCGGUCAAGCCGAAGGUUUCGGCCGCUCUGCCAUCGGCGGUCUUCACGGUCCACUUUAUCACGUUACUACGUUGGAAGACGAUGGUCCUGGAUCACUCCGUGAUGGAUGUCGCAAAAAAGAGCCUCUAUGGAUUGUGUUCAAACUUUCAGGAACCAUUGAACUAAGAUCAUAUUUAAGUGUCUCCUCGAACAAGACAAUAGAUGGUCGUGGCCAAAGAGUAAAACUAACAGGAAAAGGUUUGAGGCUGAAAGAAUGUGAGAAUGUAAUCAUAUCCAAUCUAGAGUUUGAAGGUGGCAAAGGUCCUGAUGCUGAUGGAAUCCAAAUAAAGCCCAAGUCAAAGAACAUAUGGAUUGAUCGUUGCAGCCUUAGCAAUUACGACGACGGUCUCAUUGAUAUCACUAGACAGAGUACCGACGUUACAAUAUCAAGAUGCCAUUUCUCAAACCAUAACAAGACAAUACUCAUCGGAGCCGACCCUUCUCACGUAGAGGAUAGGUGCAUCCGUGUAACCAUUCAUCAUUGUUUCUUCGACGGUACACGUCAGCGACAUCCUAGGGUCAGGUUUGCUAAAGUACAUUUGUACAACAACUAUACUAGAAACUGGGGUAUUUACGCGGUAUGUGCUAGUGUAGAGUCGCAGAUUUACUCGCAGUGCAAUGUAUAUGAAGCUGGAGAGAAAAGAGUGGCUUUCAAGUAUCUUACAGAGAAGGCUGCUGAUAAGGAGGAAGCAAAAUCAGGUCAUAUAAAAUCGGAAGGGGACUGGUUUGUCGAUGGAACUCAACAUGGUAUGCCAACAAUUUCGACAUCAUCGGAUCACAUUUUUCAUCCUAGCGAAUACUACCCUUCGUGGACCAUGUCAGCCGCAAACGACACGCUUAAGCACGUUCUUCAACAUUGUACCGGAUGGCAAGAACUUCAACUACCGGUUGACGUUGCCAAAUAAUGACAAAUCUUUUCGGGCUAUGUUUUGGGGG
Impatiens glandulifera is the source of this 1278-nucleotide messenger RNA. Its product is annotated as probable pectate lyase 4. The coding region runs from base 111 to 1247 and encodes 378 amino acids. The transcript is spliced from 5 exons. NCBI's taxonomy places the organism in Eukaryota, Viridiplantae, Streptophyta, Magnoliopsida, Ericales, Balsaminaceae. Gene Ontology annotation, molecular function: pectate lyase activity. The record is from RefSeq and is a predicted model, not a curated record.